Messenger RNA from Coturnix japonica (Japanese quail), 779 nucleotides. RefSeq names its product ciliary microtubule associated protein 3 (gene CIMAP3). Lineage: Eukaryota; Metazoa; Chordata; Aves; Galliformes; Phasianidae. Gene Ontology annotation, molecular function: cytoskeletal protein binding. Gene Ontology annotation, biological process: regulation of cell projection organization. The record is from RefSeq and is a predicted model, not a curated record.
UAUUGCCAGUAUUUCCUCCAGCACCCCUCCCCGUAUCUAUAGCAACUGCAGUACACAGACUUCCUUAAGCGCCUGAUAUGGCAGCAUGUUUGCAGAGUGGCAGCGCAGAGCUUCACAGAGGCGCAUUUCGUUUCGGUUACUCAACGAUCAGGAACUCUUCCCUCCCGACCAUGCUCCAGCCAAGAUCGCAAUCCAGCCAGAAGCCAGCACAGAAAUCCCCACCCUAGGACCAGGCUGUUACCCGAGUCAGGAGGAAAUGUGCCUCAGAUACUCUUUUGGAAUAAGGCCACUGAGUGUGAAAGGCUACGUGAUAGGAGCCAGAACAGCACGGAGAUUCAUACCAGAGCCACGGACUGUGACUCCUGCACCAGGAACAUACCAGCCAUUCUGGACUACAGAGAGAAAACACCAGCCUAACUAUGCUCCAUUUUUAUCUAAGACAACACGAUUUCCUGACAAGCCUCAGAAUAAAGAAUUUUUCCCUGGACCUGGAACUUACAAUGCAGACAAGCGAUUACACAAAAACAUCACUUGGCCAAUGAAGUUUGGAGCUCCAGAUUGGUCAUUAGUGCCAAUGCCAUCAAGGAGGAUGCUAAGAACAGAGGUUCAGAAGCUGAUUGCGGACAGAGAAUUCAUAAAGCAUCGGAACCGUGUGGCCUACCUGAGUUUAUAUGAGAGCUGAGGCACACAUCACGUCAGCCCCAUGCAGCAGAGCCUGCCCGUGGACACGUCUGCCUGCAAUAUUCUGCCUCCUCAAAUAAAACCUGUUCAAAGCAGCA